AUGGCGGGCGAGCGUGCGCCGGGAGAUCUUCCAAACCCCUGGGCGGAUGCUGCGGGUCGCCCGACCUCUGGGCGCAGAACUGUCGUAAACGGAGAGAUCGUGUAUCACGAUGACUCCCGCGACAGGCGCGCUCUCGCCGCCGGCGCGCGAGGCAGGCAGUCCCAGACCCGCCGCGGCCUUUUCGCGCAGAUCUGGGAUCUUUUUCUCACCCUGAUUGAAUGGAUUCAGCUCUUCAUCAGGACGAUUUUUUCGCCGGAGUACCCGAACCAAGGGCGGCGCAACCGCCAGCUGGGUGGCAUAGCAUCGCUGGAUCACGGCGGCGGCCGCCCAGACGGAGCCGGCGGUGGCGGGUCCCGAGCGCGGUUCAACGCGUUCAUGUGCGGCGGAGGCGGCUGA
Besnoitia besnoiti is the source of this 396-nucleotide messenger RNA. RefSeq lists its product as uncharacterized. The record is from RefSeq and is a predicted model, not a curated record. The transcript is spliced from 3 exons. Bases 1 to 396 code for a protein of 131 amino acids. Lineage: Eukaryota; Apicomplexa; Conoidasida; Eucoccidiorida; Sarcocystidae.